AUGGGUGCCACACCUCCUUCCGAAGAAUUCAGUAGUGAAGACAUCACGACCCAAGACUUUUUAGUUGCUGCGGCGCCCGAGACCCGCGAGCACCUCUUCAAGGUGCUGGUCAUCGGCGAGCUCGGCGUGGGUAAGACCAGCAUCAUCAAGCGCUACGUGCACCAGCUCUUCUCGCAGCACUACCGCGCCACCAUCGGCGUGGACUUCGCCCUGAAGGUGCUCAGCUGGGACAGCCGUACUCUGGUGCGCCUGCAGCUGUGGGACAUCGCGGGUCAGGAGCGGUUUGGCAACAUGACACGAGUAUACUACAAGGAAGCUGUUGGGGCUUUUGUAGUCUUUGAUAUAUCAAGAGGUUCCACAUUUGAGGCAGUGUUAAAAUGGAAAAACGAUCUGGAUAGUAAAGUUCAUCUGCCCAAUGGCAGCCCUAUUCCUGCUGUCCUCCUAGCUAACAAAUGUGACCAGAGCCGGGACAGUGGCCAUAACCCUUCCCAGAUGGACCAAUUCUGCAAAGACCAUGGCUUUUCUGGAUGGUUUGAAACUUCUGCCAAGGAUAAUAUAAACAUAGAUGAAGCAGCCCGCUUCCUGGUGGAAAACAUUCUUGCCAACUGUAAGAACUUUCCCAGUGAAGACAGUGAUGUGGACAAAAUUAAACUGGAUCAGGAGACCUUCAUGGGAGAGCGCCGGGCUCAGUGCUGCUAGUUGGCCUUUGCCUCCCCUGUCUGCCUUGGUCCUGAGCAUGUGUCAGGAAUGGUCAGGUGUUUCUGUGGGCUGUGGAUCUCCCACCCGUGUCCUUCACAGUCCGGUUCCACAGGGCUCCUCUGGUCAUUUAAAACCAGAAGAGGUGGAGAAGUAACCCCACUUGCAUUUCUGUGCUUUAACGGAUGACCCGAGGCUUCGAUGCUGUCACCAUCCUAUGGAGGAUAAUGUUUACAUCCUUUUAAACAUCUUUGUAAGUGACUUCCUGGUUGUAGUUUCCAGUGUAAGCACUGGGGUGGUUGUCAAACUGCCCUGCAGUGCGCCUAUGAUGUUGAGUCAGUAUCUAUAGUCCAUCUUCACUCUUAAGAGAUUUUUAGACUCCGUUGGCCACAGGCACUUGAAGUUAUUGUUUAGAAAUGAUUUUCUCUUCACCACUCUGGUACUUUGUGUAAAUUUUUUUCCCUUAAAUGCUGUGAGUCCAACAGUCAUGGUCUGUGGUAUGUGGUCACACUUCUUAACUGUUGUUAUCCUUUCUGAUUUCUCAGCAAAGGACUCCUACCAAUGCUGUAUUGUGGAUGUCUUCUUCUGGACCUGAUUGCUACCACUUGGAAACAGUCUAAAUGAUUUUUUUCUCUCCCUAGUCCUGUCUUUUCUCCCUUCAUUAUGUUUAUGUUUCCAACCAAGGACCUUACUGAUAUUACUGUUCCAUUUCUCUCUUCCUAGAGCUGAAGAGUACUUUUCAAGAGUACUUUUCUGAUUUGUAAUGGUAGUAGUCAAGAAGAGAAUUUUUUUCCAAAGCACUUACAAUUCUAUCUGAGCUUCUAAAGUACAAAUUGUGAAAGAAAUUAGGUCAAGUAUGAUUUUACAUAAAAUUUUGGACAUUUAGUGUAGUGGUUGAAAACUUCAACAAUGUUUGUAUUGUCAUUAAACCCAGUGAAUAAAAAGAAUAAAUAUUUUAGGUGAAAUCUGUGGCCCGUCUUUUGAAUUAACGUAGUUGUAAGAAGCUAUUUUUCUGCCUUAGAACAUUUUGUUUACUUCUGCUUUUUAUUUUCAAGGGGCUUAAUUAUGUGAAAGAUCCAACUUGUUUCUUUCAAAGAAAUGGUAGGGUUUUUUAUGUCUUAAGUCAGAGCUAAUGCCAAAUGAGACAUUGAUAAGUUUGCCUCAUAUAUUUGGUGGGCUUGAUAGG
Fukomys damarensis (Damara mole-rat) is the source of this 1882-nucleotide messenger RNA. RefSeq names its product RAB32, member RAS oncogene family (gene Rab32). Gene Ontology annotation, biological process: vesicle-mediated transport. The coding region runs from base 1 to 699 and encodes 232 amino acids. The transcript has 5 exons. Gene Ontology annotation, cellular component: trans-Golgi network; vesicle; Golgi apparatus. Gene Ontology annotation, molecular function: GTP binding; GTPase activity. Lineage: Eukaryota; Metazoa; Chordata; Mammalia; Rodentia; Bathyergidae. The record is from RefSeq and is a predicted model, not a curated record.